UUACAUCGAAAGCUAUGGUUUCCCAAUACGUCCGCAAAAAAUGGUGGACUCAGUAGCCGUCUUUAGUUUAAUUUUGCUUGCAGUUGUAUUUGUAAUUUUGGCACUGUUCAUAUGGAAACUACAGCUGAAUGUAUUAACAGAAUCUCAGUAUUUAAGAAACCGCAAUAGGAAACCGAUGGCGUCCUUAUCAAAAGUAACCCUGCCUUUUAAGGUAGAAGUGGUUCCUGCUCCUGUAGAAAAAAAUUCGUUAUCCCUUAAAGUAACUGGUUCAAAAGAUGGUUGUAUUUUGUAUUACUGCUGUGUUGGUAUCAGUGAAUUGAAAAAAGUGCUGCAGUCAGAACGUUCUAUUUCUAAUGAAAAAUCUAUUGUUGAUGUUUUAAAUUUGAUAUCCAUGUGGUGCAGUAAGAUGCAAAAAUUCACAUUUACUGAAGAUACCACAGAAGUUUCUUUGGAACAACAUUACAGCAAAUUACCAGAAAAUGUACAGAAAGAGUUGUUGGAAGUGAUAAGUGAUCAAUCUUCUGUUAAAACACUUGUCCCCUUUGUUGCCUAUUCGCAAUUGUCAGAUGAAGAAAAAAUGGAGGCUGUAUCUGAUAAUGACGUUGUUGCUUUACUGACUGCCUUCUCAUGUCAUGGUGGCAAAUAUGAAACAGUGGCACAGUACAUAGAAACAGCUGGUGGAAAGAUAUUUCCUAUCAAGGAACUGUUUCAAUCUGGUGUCAGUGACUACAGCUCUUCCGCCUCAUCAAGUGAAUCCAAUGAACUGUGCAUAAUCUGUCAUCACUAUCCAGUGACACGAGUUUUACUACCUUGUCGACAUUCGUGUGUGUGUAAAAUAUGUUUCAAAAAACUUGAAAGUUGUCCCGUGUGUCGACAAUUUGUACAAUCUUAUUUCAUAAUAAAGGAUGAGUCUCAAAUCCCGAUGAGUGAAGAAGAGGAGAGAGACCAGUUAAGUAAUGACAUUAGCCAAAUGGGUAUCUGGAAUCUAAUAAAGUCGAUUUGGAACGCCAGUUGAUGAAAUAAUUAAGAUGCAUAAGCGGAUAAUCAAAAUGUUUUCAACCAGGCCGUAGUAUCUUCUAGUAGACACAUUUUGUGUAAAACGUUGGUUGGUUAUCACAAAUAACUUUGGAUAUUUCAUACCAUGUCCUCCAUUUAACAUUGGAUGUUUAUAUAAAUAUGAACCAAAGCUGAUAUCAUCCUUUGUGUAUGACAUUACACUUGUUAACAACUGCGACAAAAGGCCAACUGGUCAAAACUAGUUAGCUAAUAAUACAGUAUUUUUUUUCACUUAAAAUAUUGUUUUUAUUGCCCUCUCCAUAGUAUCCAAUUAAUAGUAUAUUUUUUGUUUUAUUGACUUAUGCAGGUUUUCUCUUUUGCCUUUAUUCUUCCAAAGAUUGCGCAGGAAUUUUGAUAAACUCCCAAACUUGUUUGUUACUAUAAAUAGGAGGAGUAUUGCAUCUAUAAACAAGGCGAUCACGUGAUUUUUAACAGCUGGCGCAAAUCAACAGUGAUAUGUAUUUUCGUUGAAGCAGCUGUGUUGUGAGAAGAAGGUUAAAACGUGGUUGUCUGUGAGAGGUCGGCAGAAGUAGAUGAUGGAGUUGUGGUAUUCAUUUAUUUGUCUAUUUUUCCUUCUUGGUCAAUCCAACGCAAAUGAUGACUGGAACGGUGGUCUGUUAAAACAACAGUGCGUGACAGACUUCUUCAGAUGUCAGCAAUCCACUUCACUGCUUGAUCCGAAGUGUCGUGACAAAUAUGUUGCAUGUUUGAUGGGAAAGAAUAAUGGCGACGCCAAUUAUCACUUUCAACAACUCAUUGAAAAGUGUUGGUCAGAAGUGACGUUAGAAAAUUCAGCAUAUUGUCAAAGAAUUGGACGAAAUAACAUCGAUUGGCACGGUUGUUCAUUAAUAUGGAAUAAAUGCAUGGAAAAUAUCACAAGUGUAUAGAAAUUUUAUAUUUAAAAUGAUUAAUAAAAUAUGCAUGA
Hydractinia symbiolongicarpus is the source of this 1981-nucleotide messenger RNA. Its product is annotated as cell growth regulator with RING finger domain protein 1-like. The transcript has 8 exons. Gene Ontology annotation, biological process: negative regulation of cell growth. NCBI's taxonomy places the organism in Eukaryota, Metazoa, Cnidaria, Hydrozoa, Anthoathecata, Hydractiniidae. The record is from RefSeq and is a predicted model, not a curated record. Bases 41 to 1015 code for a protein of 324 amino acids.